Zymoseptoria tritici IPO323 is the source of this 1296-nucleotide messenger RNA. RefSeq lists its product as uncharacterized. The record is from RefSeq and is a predicted model, not a curated record. Lineage: Eukaryota; Fungi; Ascomycota; Dothideomycetes; Mycosphaerellales; Mycosphaerellaceae. The coding region runs from base 1 to 1296 and encodes 431 amino acids. The transcript has 3 exons.
AUGUCUAGCCAAUUCACCUCCCCAUUCCUCAUCAAAGACCACAUCCUCCGCGCCCAACACACCCGCGAACGCAUCGCGGCCACUGAACUCGGACAGGAGAACGCCCUUCGAGUCCACGUGAGACAAUACAUCCCCAAGUCUAACUCUCAUCCAAGACCGGGAGAUGUGACCAUCAUUGGUGCCAUUGCGGAUGCGUUCCCCAAGGAGAUGUACGAGCCGUUGUGGGAGGCAGUGAUGAAAGGGUUGGAAGGGAAGGGGAAGAGCGUUCGAGCGAUUUGGGUGGCAGAUCCGGUGAAUCAGGGAGAGAGUGGAGUGUUGAAUGAGAGGAUUUUGGGACCGGAUCCUAGCUGGUUUGAUCAUGCGAGAGAUUUGAUGUUUUUGAUCAAUCAGUUCCAGGACGAGAUUCCGCAUCCGAUUGUUGGGAUUGGACAUAGUAUGGGAGCGUCUCAUUUAGCACAUCUGGCGCUCCUCCAUCCUCGUCUCAUGGACGCUGUCGUUCUCAUGGAUCCAGUCAUUCAACGAGGCGGCGGUGGCUCGAACUGGGCUGCCGCUUCGACGUACCGGAGAGACCUCUGGCCGUCUCGUCACGUAGCAGCAGAAAAGCUCCGCUCAAGUCCAGCACUGAAGCUCUGGGAUCCACGUGUACUAGAAGCCUUCAUCCAACACGGUCUCCGGGAGCUGCCAACCGAACAAUACCCCAACCUACCCGCCGACAGCAAAAACGGAGACGUACCAGUGACGUUACAAACGACCAAAGCCCAAGAAGUCUACAACUACAUCCAACCCAUGUACCACGACGAACGACUCAUGGUGCCCGAAUCCGAACGACACCGCGAUUUCUCCGCUGAAGAUCUCGCUCUAGCUCCUAACGCGGCGUUCAAUCGCUCAGAGAAAAUUAUGCUUCAUCGUCGACUGCCGGAAAUCAGGCCAAGUACACUCUUUGUCUUUGGCGCCACGUCAGGAGUCUCAUCUGCGGACUUACGAAAGGAGAAGCUGGACAUAACGGGGACGGGACCAGGAGGCAGUGGUGGAGCGAAGGUGGGCAGGGUGAAGGAAGCCGUGAUCCAAUGUGGGCAUUUGGUGCCGUUGGAGAAGCCAGACGAGAGUGGCGAGGCUUGUGCGAGGUUCGUGAGCGAUGAGUUGGAUAGGUGGGCGCGGGUGGAGAAGGAGAGGUGGGAGAUUAGAGGGAGGUUGACGAGGGAGCAGAGGGUUGGGAUCAACGAGAUUUGGAAGAGAAAUAUUGGCGGGCCGCCGGGGAAGAGGAGGAAGGAGGAGACAGGUGCGGCUAAGUUAUGA